Messenger RNA from Cuscuta epithymum, 1598 nucleotides. The record is from the annotation of a GenBank genome assembly. NCBI's taxonomy places the organism in Eukaryota, Viridiplantae, Streptophyta, Magnoliopsida, Solanales, Convolvulaceae.
GUCAGCGAAUUGAACAAAUACCAAUGACGGCACCAUAACUCAGAAAAUGCUAGAGAUCCGUUAGUUGUCAGGAGUCAGCAGUCAGGAUAUCAUCAAUCAUUUCUGUAAACACCGUAAAACCUGCAAAGUCACCAUCUCACUGGUCUCUCUUAUCUUCUUUCUCUCAUUUAUUUACCCAAUCCCAGACUUACGUUAUUAGUUGUCUUAAACUUAAAGCCAAUUCUGCGAGUUACGUUCUUCUUCUUCUUUUACAUCGAAUCGCAGUUAUAGGAUUCAGAAGAAGAACAGAAGAACAUGCCAUCAAGCCAAAUUUCUCCCGACUCCCGAAACGACAAUCCAAACAACACAACUGAGGCACCUGUGGCGGAUGAUGGUUCAAUUUCUGCGUCCGGUAGUGACAACAGGAAAGUCUCACGCGAAGAUAUUGCACUAGUUCAGAACUUGAUCGAGAGGUGUUUGCAGCUAUAUAUGGAUAAAGAUGAAGUCAUUAAAACGCUCUUAAACCGUGCUAGGAUCGAUCCUUCGUUUACAAGUCUAGUGUGGCGGAAAUUGGAAGAAGAAAAUGCUGACUUCUUUCAAGCAUACUACAUAAGAUUGAAGCUGAAAAAGCAAAUCAUACUGUUCAAUCAGUUGCUUGAGCAACAAUAUCAUCUAAUGAAAUAUCCUCCGAUACUUACAUCAGCUUCUCUGGAGAAUUCAAAUAAUUGCUCCACAGCCACCAAUCUACCUAUGGGGUAUCCUAUCAUGCAGCAACCUCCAAUUAUUCCAGCAGCUUCUCAUUCUUAUGUUGAUCCAAUGAUGAUGUCUAGUUGCCAUGUGGUUAAUGGGAUGCCUGCACUCAACAACUACCAUCCUAUGCAUAUGAAUUCUGGGAACAAUAUGGUGAUAGAAUCAGAUGUGGCCGCAGCAGCCGUUCCACAGAGCAAUGGUUAUUCAUCUAUGAUAGAUACCCCAGCAUCAGUGCCUUCAAGUGGUCACCAUUUCCCCUUUACCGCCCUUGACACCACAUUUAUAUCUGACAUUGUGACCACAACUGGGUUGCAACUCCCCUCAGAUUAUUGUGCUGGAAGUUACAGAAAUAACACCCUUCGGUCCUUGGAUCACUAUCCUUGGAAUUUUAAUCUUUCAGACUUAUCAGAAGAUUUACCCAACUUAGAAGAUAUAGGAGGUCUUGGGAACCAUCACCAGUCAUCACCCUUUUUGCAUUCUGAUUCAGAUAUUCUACUCGAUUCUCCCGAGCAAGAAGACUCAGUAGAGGAAUUCUUUGUUGAUUUCUCCUCAGGGCCAACUUGUUCUCAAACUGAUGAGAAGAAUCCAAGCCAUAGUUAGUGGUGAUUGGUGAAGUUACUGUAAUUUCAUCGGAUCGAUUGGUGCUGAGUUGCAGAGAGCAUGGGAAUACAAAUCAAAGCACCAGAUGACUUGACUUACGACCGUUAAAUCAUGUCUUAGAAUGCUUUCCUUAAUAUUUAGUCUUGUUUUGCUAGUUAGCUCAGGAAUGUAUGAAAUCAUAGUGUCUGUCUGUCUUCUAUAUGAGUAUUGGCUAUUCACAGGCUUGUUUUGCUAGUUAUCUCAGGAGUAUAUUAAACCAUAGUGCAUGU